AAGCGUUAUACCCAAUAACAACAAUAGAGGGCAUGAGCGACAUUUGAAUGAAGUCAGAGACUCACAACUAUGACGUCAGCGCAUGCGCACUUCCUUUUGGAACGUUGGCUUUUCUAACUAAGGGGGAAAAGUUUUGUUCGCCCAGAAAGAAAUGAGAAAAAGAGAAAAAAAAGCAAAUUGACGAAUGCAUCAACUGUUGCUGUGUGGCGUCUGUUGCGUGAAGCGAAUUCAGACGGUCACGUGGUGAAAAUAUUGAGCAGAAACCACUCGGUAAGAUGUGGAAACGAUUCGCUAAUUCGCUAAUGCUAAAUUUGCAUUCAUGGCUAACUGCUAGCGCCUUAUUCAUGCAGGCCAAAAGCCUUGUGUGAGAAGAAGAGGACCAGGCGUCGUCAGUUAAGACUAUUCGGUCAGGUUUUUUUUCUGAUUGGAAAAAAAAGAAAGAUCAUCAGAUUGGAUUCAACGAUGGCGAGCUAACCCAGAGUGAUUUGAAGAACCAAGAACAUCGAAAAUUCUGGAAUAACAGACGGACUGUCUGUGUGGUAGGAUUGUAUCAGUCAUCGGACUGAUACAUACAUUUUUUUCUUCGAAAAGAGUGCACUCCAACGAACAUUGAAAACUAUUGCAAUAGAAAAACUGAGACAUUGAAUUAGUUGCCACUACAACUAAUAUUGGACAAAUUUUGACUGACAAAACAAUUGACUGAGACUCAAGACUAUUUUUUUUCUAUCUUUCUUGUUGUGAAUUUUAUAGUGUGUUAUUUCUAAUUCAUUGUUGUUUAAUUGUUAAAAAAAUUGUUGUUAAUAUUGUUCAUUAAAAAAUAUACAAAAAAAAGCAUUCCGAUUGCCUAAACCUGAUGUUAGACGUGGUUAUCGUAGCCAAACCAAAUAAACCGAACCUAGAUUGCAGCUCCUAUCGGUGUACAUACAGGAGGGUAUAGAUAGGGGCUACAUAAAAAGUGGCGAGCUAGCCAGGAGAUACUUUGAUACGAUUACUGCACUGCAUCAGGUUUAUGUAAUUCUUGCACUCAGUUGAAUACUAAACAUUUUUUGGGUGUCCUUUAAAAAAAAAAAAAAUGGACAUCAUUGAGAAAGAAAAUGUAAAGGUCCCAAAUUCUGUGAUUAUCACUGGUUUGUCUAAUACAGUGGUAGAUGAGGAGAUAAUUGAUUACUUGAAACAAUAUGGCGCUAUAGAGAGACAUAUUGUAAUUCCGCAGUUGCCGGAUCAUCUAAUAGUAGAGUUCAAAACUGGUGCAGCUGUUGAAUUUCUAAAGCUGCCAUUUGACAGAACCGCCGAAGCAAACACCACAGUAGUUCACCAUGUUGAUGCAUUAGCCAAUACAUAUUCUAAUGAGAAAGGCAAUGACAUUGCAGACAAAUUUUUGUCUGAUCUUAAAACCAUGGCGAAAAUAAGUGGUAAAUCAUUUGAGAAUAUUUUGAGAGAGGGCUUAACUAGAAUAACGGAAGUUAUUGGAGAGUCAAACGAAGAGCCUGCUGAUGUUGAAGGACAUGAACCUGAUACAUUCAGAACUAUUAGUUCAGAAGUAAAUGAGAACAUUGCUCCAGCCACAGUAACUUCAGAAUCCAACAGAAAACUUCCAUCUGAACAGAUUAUCCCACCAGAAGUGCAACGUUUAGUUGUCGAACACAUUGUCAAAACCCCAGAUACCUCUUCGCAGAGUAUUUCCACUGCAAGGUUGCGACCAUUUUCAGGUAGGAUGCCAUGUCCAAAUUUUGAAGUAGACUAUGAUACUUGGCGAGAUAGUGUCGAAUUUUAUUUAGCAGAUUCCACAAUUUCAGAUAGACAGAUCGUAAGGAAAAUUGUUGACAGUUUAUCAUCUCCAGCUGCGAGUGUUGUCAAGUCGUUAGGUCCACACUCAAAUUCCAGAGCGUAUUUAGAACUUCUUGAUGCUGCAUUUGCUACAGUGGAGGAUAGCGAUGAAUUGUUCGCCAAAUUCCUUAGUCUGAACCAAAAUGCUGGUGAAGCAGCAUCCAACUAUCUUCAAAGACUUCAGAAUGUUUUGAACAAAUCUGUACAAAUGAAGGCAAUUUCAGUCAUUGAUGCAGAUAAGCAGCUUUUAAAACAGUUCUGUAGGGGAUGCUGGGAUAAUGACCUUAUAAGACAGCUUCAGCUAGAAAGUAAGGUUAAAGACCCACCCAGUUUCUCUGAACUCUUAUGGCUGCUGCGCACAGAGGAAGAUAAGCAAGCUACAAAAGCCACACGAAUGAAACAACAUUUGGGCUUCACAAAACCCAAAGCCCAAACCCAAGCUCACAAUAUCAGUUUUUGUGACAAAACUGAUAGCAUCUCAACUGCUGAAAUGAACAAACAACCUACAGAACUACAGAAAAUUCAGAAGCAACUUGUCAGUCUUCAGUCUCAAAUUGCAACAUUAAUGCAACUCAAAGAAAAUAAACCUACAAUGAACCAAGGAGAGAAAACCAAAAACAAAAAGCCUAGUGACAGGAAGGAAUCAUCUAGUGUGAAGCAAUCUCCAGCCAAACCUAGCUCUGUGUCCAAACGACCAAGACCAUGGUAUUGCUUAUGAAGAUGAAAUUCAGUUCUGUUCCCCGGACAUUGAGACGGUGUUUCACCCUGUCGAACCCAUGGUAAAACUAACAAUACCAACAAAGGAUAGAUUAAAACCUGUACCAAACUUGGAAAAAGUACCCGAUGUGGAAAUGGAAAAAUCAAUUCCGGUGAAACAACCCAAUCUGUCAGAGUUGAUCAACACUCAAUUCCAAAAAUCGGUUGUGGAAGAAAAUGGACACUUAUCCCACGAUUUAGCAGGAGAAUGUCAAUCACAUUCUAAUGAUUCCGAGCCAAAUGAAGAAAAUGGAAUACAAACUGAAAAUCCACUAACCGAAAUGGAAGAGAAUGUGUUUAGGAUUGAAACAGAGGACCUAACUAAUGCAAAAGAAAAUGAAAUGGGAAGCAAAACUGAUCAAGUUCUUGUUGACAACUCCUUCCAAAGUUCAGCUGAAUUUGCAGAGGUUACACAAGAGAGUAACCCUUUACCUGCAGAAGAUACAGGUGAAAGUGAUCAAUAUUCCCAACAAUCAUUACGCAGAUCUGUACGCCAACGAAAACCACCUGAAAAACUUACUUAUUCUCAGUUAGGAAAACCAUUUCUUUCUUUGAUUCAAACUGUUUUCGAUGGUUUCAAUACAGCAUUAGGCGAAAUGUUUGAAGAGAGAUUGAGAACAGAAGCACAUGAAGGGACUCAUGUUAUUUAAGGGGGGGAGGAUGUAACCCAGAGCAAAAUAUUAAAGCGUUAUACCCAAUAACAACAAUAGAGGGCAUGAGCGACAUUUGAAUGAAGUCAGAGACUCACAACUAUGACGUCAGCGCAUGCGCACUUCCUUUUGGAACGUUGGCUUUUCUAACUAAGGGGGAAAAGUUUUGUUCGCCCAGAAAGAAAUGAGAAAAAGAGAAAAAAAAGCAAAUUGACGAAUGCAUCAACUGUUGCUGUGUGGCGUCUGUUGCGUGAAGCGAAUUCAGACGGUCACGUGGUGAAAAUAUUGAGCAGAAACCACUCGGUAAGAUGUGGAAACGAUUCGCUAAUUCGCUAAUGCUAAAUUUGCAUUCAUGGCUAACUGCUAGCGCCUUAUUCAUGCAGGCCAAAAGCCUUGUGUGAGAAGAAGAGGACCAGGCGUCGUCAGUUAAGACUAUUCGGUGAGAUAAUUUUAUCAAAAUAUACUGCUGUUUGAAAUGGUAUAAACUAUAGUUCCAUUUGAAAGGAAAAGAAAUGUAAUUAUUAAUGUUGUUUAAUGGAAAUGUCAUUUAUUGCGUACAAAAUGCUUUGUAAAUGACUAGAAGUAUAUUCUUGAGUGUUUACACUCAGUAGUGUUUGAAAAAGUUGUACAACAAAAAUGAAACUGAAACAUUGAAACUGAAAAGAUUGUAACCCAAGACCUGUGUUAAAUACAGGUCAGGUUUUUUUUCUGAUUGGAAAAAAAAGAAAGAUCAUCAGAUUGGAUUCAACGAUGGCGAGCUAACCCAGAGUGAUUUGAAGAACCAAGAACAUCGAAAAUUCUGGAAUAACAGACGGACUGUCUGUGUGGUAGGAUUGUAUCAGUCAUCGGACUGAUACAUACAUUUUUUUCUUCGAAAAGAGUGCACUCCAACGAACAUUGAAAACUAUUGCAAUAGAAAAACUGAGACAUUGAAUUAGUUGCCACUACAACUAAUAUUGGACAAAUUUUGACUGACAAAACAAUUGACUGAGACUCAAGACUAUUUUUUUUCUAUCUUUCUUGUUGUGAAUUUUAUAGUGUGUUAUUUCUAAUUCAUUGUUGUUUAAUUGUUAAAAAAAUUGUUGUUAAUAUUGUUCAUUAAAAAAUAUACAAAAAAAAGCAUUCCGAUUGCCUAAACCUGAUGUUAGACGUGGUUAUCGUAGCCAAACCAAAUAAACCGAACCUAGAUUGCAGCUCCUAUCGGUGUACAUACAGGAGGGUAUAGA
Corythoichthys intestinalis (scribbled pipefish) is the source of this 4459-nucleotide messenger RNA. RefSeq lists its product as uncharacterized. The transcript is spliced from 2 exons. The record is from RefSeq and is a predicted model, not a curated record. NCBI's taxonomy places the organism in Eukaryota, Metazoa, Chordata, Actinopteri, Syngnathiformes, Syngnathidae. Bases 1073 to 2545 code for a protein of 490 amino acids.